CGGCCGCAAUGAAGCUCAACAUUGCGAACCCGUCCACCGGGUGCCAAAAGCUGUAUGAGAUCGAGGACGAGAAGAAGCUGCGCACCCUCUACGACAAGAGGCUGGCCACCGAGGUCGAUGGCUCCGACCUCGGCGAGGAGUUCGCCGGGUACAUCUUCAAGGUGAUGGGCGGGCAGGACAAGCAGGGCUUCCCGAUGAAGCAGGGCGUGCUGACCGCGGACCGUGUCCGCCUGAUGAUGGCCAAGGGCGACCAGGGCUGCCGCGGCUACGGGAUGCGCAAGGGCGAGCGGUACCGCAAGUCCUGCCGCGGGUGCAUCAUCUCGCACAAUAUCGCCGUGCUGCACCUCGUCAUCGUCAAGAAGGGCGACGCCGAGCUCGAGGGCCUCACAGACAAGCAGAUCCCGCGCCGCCUUGGCCCGAAGCGUGCGUCCAAGAUCCGCAAGCUCUUUGCGCUGUCCAAGGAGGACGACGUGCGCAAGUAUGUGAUCCGCCGGGAGGUGCCGGCCAAGUCGGAGGACAAGAAGCCGGGCUCCAAGGCGCCAAAGAUCCAGCGGCUCGUGACCCCUAUCUCGCUGCAGCGCAAGCGGCACAGGCUCGCCGUCAAAAAGGCGCGGCAGGUCAAGGCGAAGAGCGAGGCGGCGGCGUACCAGAAGCUGCUGGCGCUCCGCCAGAAGGAGGCGCGCGAAAAGAAGGCGGAGAAGAUGUCGCAGCGCCGCUCGCAGCGCUCCUCGCAGGCGUCGAUGUAAGGGGCUGUCGUGCCCUCCCCCGCCGCCGCCGCUGCAGCCCACGAGCCGCGGGUGUGCGCCGUCCACGCCGGUCCGAUGCGGGCGCGGAAGCUCUUCCCCCCCCCCCCCCCCCUCUGUGCCGUGUGUUGCGACACAGCCGGCGGAGUCGGGGGGGCAGCUGCUCCCGCGUGGCUAGACUCAGGUGACCGGCUAUCGCUCGCGGCCCGCAUCGCUGCGGCAGCGCCCUCCUGUCUGUUUUGCUUUUGGUCCGUGGUGUCCUUUAACGUAUCGUACUCUCCAUCUCAUAUCAAUAACACCUAAAUUAAAUUGCU
Messenger RNA from Emiliania huxleyi CCMP1516, 1057 nucleotides. RefSeq lists its product as hypothetical. Lineage: Eukaryota; Haptophyta; Isochrysidales; Noelaerhabdaceae. The coding region runs from base 9 to 746 and encodes 245 amino acids. Gene Ontology annotation, cellular component: ribosome. Gene Ontology annotation, biological process: translation. The record is from RefSeq and is a predicted model, not a curated record. The transcript has 2 exons. Gene Ontology annotation, molecular function: structural constituent of ribosome.